GCUCCGCCGCUCACACUGCAUCAUACUGUGAGUCAGUCAGGAAGAGUUUUUGGAAUCUGAGACGGUUUCCUGUUAUCAGUGUCACUAAUGGAGGCCUUUUAUUUUCAGGUUGUCCUCCUUAUUGGACUCUGUGUUAGCUCCUCUUUCGCUUUCCCGCCCACACGGUACACCCAAGAUGCUUCAUUCCAGAGCCCUGCGAUCACAGGGAGAUCCAAAAUCAGCCAGCAGCAAAAGUUUCCGGCUGAGGAACGACCGCAAGUGAAUACCAUCAGAGUGACCUGCCAUCCUGACUCUUUGGAGAUUGUUAUAAAAGCCGACAUGUUUGCGGUUGGAGCUCCUGUUAAUGGAGACGAGAUACGCCUUGGAGUAGAGUACAACGACUACUGCAGAGCCACUGCGUCUUCAGGAGAUGAGUACAGCAUCAUUGUCGGACUUAUGCAGUGCGGCACCAGACACUGGGUAACAGAGGACUCUCUGAUCUACACAAACCUGCUCAUAUACUCUCCUGAGCCCUCUCCGUAUGGUGUUGUUCGAAUGGAUGAGGCUGUAAUUCCAAUCGAGUGUCAUUACCAAAGGAAGUACAGUUUGUCCAGUUCUUCCCUCACACCUACCUGGAUCCCCUUCAAAUCUACCCAGGCUGCAGUGGAAAUGUUGGAGUUUAACUUGAGAAUCAUGACAGGUGACUGGCAGUACAAAAGAAGCUCUAAUGUGUUUCAUCUCGGCGAGCCCAUCAGCAUCGAGGCCUCCGUCAGAAUUGGGCAUCACAUGGGGCUCCGAGUGUUUGUGAGCAGCUGCGUGGCUACACUGAACCCCGACAUGCACUCUGUCCCCAGACAUGCCUUCAUUGAAAAUGGGUGCUUGGUUGACUCUCAGCUUCCAGGCUCAAGGUCUCACUUCUUAACCAGGACACAAGAUGACAAGCUCCACAUCUCCAUUGAUGCCUUCAGGUUUUAUAAUGAGGACAGAGGAGAGCUCUAUAUAACAUGUAACCUCAAUGCUGUGCCAAUAAAUGACGCAGAGGCACCAAACAAGGCGUGCACUUUUGUGAAUGGAAGAUGGAGGUCCGCUGAUGGUAAUGACUACUUGUGUGGGCACUGCAAAAGACAAAAUGAGAUUGCGCAAACUCCCAGUAAGCCAAGCAGCCCGAGCAAAUAUGGGCCUCGAGGGUUUGUCAAGCCAGAGGAGCGUGAACCCCUCUGGAGGAGCGGACUGAAGACCAAUACUGUGUGGGAACAGGAUGCCAGAGUGGGCCCGAUGAUGGUCUUGCCAGCCAAGCAGAAAAGCAGGCCGAUACCUGUAGAGGCGCUUCCUUCCACUCUUAAUAAACUCAGCAGAUCUACAAUGUAUGGCAGCCAGUGGAGGAGUGGAAUAAACAGAGUUGAUCCGAGGAAAGGCCUGCUUCCUGAUUCAUCAUCGACUCAACACCAGGUGGCGGUUCCGACUCUAGCUUCUGAGAAUAAAGAGGAAGAAAAAAGUGGAAUGGAUGAAGAAGAUGCUGAGGAAGUUCCUGAACUUCUAGAAAAGGCCUCUCCUGAGACCCACCUGCAGUCAAAGGCAGCAGUGCUGGGCAGUAACGACACGGCAACGCUCGAAGUCCUCCCAGCGACUCCAGUUACUGUGGAUGUGACCUCACUGUCCAACACAACUUCCACAGACUCAAAGGACCCAAAGAGAUAAUAAACCAUUACAACUUUAAA
This is a messenger RNA of Eleginops maclovinus (Patagonian blennie), 1697 nucleotides long. Its product is annotated as zona pellucida sperm-binding protein 3-like. The transcript has 10 exons. The record is from RefSeq and is a predicted model, not a curated record. Bases 88 to 1677 code for a protein of 529 amino acids. NCBI's taxonomy places the organism in Eukaryota, Metazoa, Chordata, Actinopteri, Perciformes, Eleginopidae.